GCACAAUUUGAUUGUCACUUCAGCGGAGUUCUCCAUCUGCAGAGGGGGACAAUGAUAGAGGAAUCCGACAAAAGAACGGCCCUGAGUCUAUAAAGGCUAGGGAAGUCCCGACUAUUUCUCUUCGCUUCUCUACAGACUUCUAUCAUCCUCUAUCCCAAUUCUACUAACCGGAUCCCAGAUCAAAGCAUCAAGAUGUGUCGACACAACGUCUAUUGUGAGGUCUGUUUCCUCUGCUAUAAUAAACCGGGAAACCCGCGCCUGGACGCCAUGCGAAGGAUCCAAAUGACUAUGGAGCUGCUGGGGCAAAUCCUUGGUUUCGACGCCGGAAAUCCCACACCUGAUACUCUUGAACGCGCUGCAAACUUCUUCUCCCGAGGGGAUCACAGACGCUGGCUUCAGCCCACGGUAAAUGGAUAUGGAAUUGAGUAUCCGGUUGACCCAAUCCUUGAGCAGAUGGUCAACGGAACGUAUACCGACGGCAAUGACUACGCUGGUGCCGGACAUGCAACUGAUGUAGGCAUGGCUGAGGUUAGCCAAAUGCUAGUACAGCAAUUUGAUCAAUAUCAGCAAGAGAUGCAACAGCAAUCUGGAAAUGUGACUGGUCUGGCUCUUGUACCCCCUACUCCAGCCCAAUCCCCGAAUCUGGGUGGAAUCCAGACCGGCCAUGUCCAUAACCAAACCAUCCAGACUGUUCCCGGGAUGGGUCUGGGUACUCUCCAUCAGCAGCAGACGUUGAAUGCUAACAAUUCAUAUGCUUUCAAUAACACAGCAGCUCUUAGACUGCCACAGAUGCUGGCUCAAACCCCUCCUCAGCUUCCUGCUAACCUUUACCGGGUAAACACACCGGGUCCUAUUCAACAAACCCCUGCAACUCCUGGACCGCAGCAAAUGCAGACUCUGCCUCCUGCUAACACUCACCAGAUAUUUAUGCCAGGUCCUGUUCUACAAAGCCCUCCUGCUCGUGGACUGCCCCUACUUUCUCUUUCUCCUUCUCCUCUUCCUAAUAUUCACCAGGUAUUCACGCUGGGUCCUGUUCAAACCCCUUCAACUCCCGGACUGCAGCAAGCUCAGCUACCUCCUCAAUCCCCCGCUAAUGUCCCCCGGGUGCCCAGACCGGUUCCUCCUCCGCAAACCCCAAUGGCUCAAGGGCAGAACACUUUCGCUAACACAGCAAUACAGGGACAGGGACAGACACAGGCAUAUCUUCCUCCAUUGCCCCUUCAUAACCCAAUUGGUAUGCUCCGACGGAGGGAUGCUGCAGCCGCUUCUCAGCCAAGUCUAACAGCUACAGGACUCGACGCCGGAGCGACUCAGCCUCGGCUCCCUCCUCAAUCCCCCGGUAACACCCAUCGACAGGCCUCAAACGAAUCGCAAUUCACCAAAUCUGACGAGUACAGGACAAGGACAAGGACAGCAACAGACACAGGCAUAUCUUCCUCCAUUGCCCCUUCAUAACCCAAUUGGGCCUGGUUUCCCGCAGCAGUCUGUAAUUGCUAGUCCUCAGUCUAAUGCUCAACGUCCCACAGGUGCACAGCAGCAUUAUCAACAGCAACAGCAGCACUCAACUCCCCAAACCACAUCCUCGGGUAGUCCUGAUGAUUCAUCAGGAACUUUGGAUUAAUUAGCUAACUAUUUAAUGGAGAUUUCAAUAUGACUCAUGAUAGUUUAAUGGU
Monascus purpureus is the source of this 1673-nucleotide messenger RNA. NCBI's taxonomy places the organism in Eukaryota, Fungi, Ascomycota, Eurotiomycetes, Eurotiales, Aspergillaceae. The record is from the annotation of a GenBank genome assembly.